UAAAAUAUGAAAUUAAUUAAGUGUUUGGAAUUUUAGAUAAGUUUUGCUGGUAAUCUUGGUGUAAAGUAGAACUAUUUCUGUAUUUGUGUUAUCACUAUACAAACUAUACUUAAUGAUUUUGUUUAAAAACUGCAUUGGUUAAAUAGUUUACAGUAUUAAAUUGUAAUGAGUGAUUUUGUUUUCUGACUAAAAUAUGAAAUCAAAUUAUAAGAUAUACACUCAUCAGAGAGGACCAAGUGAUACUGCAGUAUUUAAAGAACUUACAAAACGAGAUGCUCAAAUUCAAUUACAACAAGAAUUGGAUAAAUUACUACUUACUGUACCAGCAUAUGAAAGAGAGCAUAUUGAUUCAGAAUUUAAGGGAUUUCAGCGAUUAUUUCAAAAAUUUCUUCAAGGUGUUGGGCCAUCUGUCCAGUGGAAUAAAAUUCAACCAUUACCUGAAACAGCCAUAUGUGCCUAUAGUGAUCUUGCUAUUCCAGAAACAAGCCACAUAAGAGAAAUGUUAAAUAAAUUAGUUGUUAUUAAAUUAAAUGGUGGACUUGGUACGAGCAUGGGAUGUACUGGGCCUAAAUCUACUAUACCUGUUCGAAAUGAUUUAACAUUCUUAGAUCUUACAGUUCAACAAAUAGAGUGCUUAAACAAGCACUACGAUGCUGACGUGCCUCUUGUUUUGAUGAAUUCAUUUAACACAGACGAAGACACACAAAAAGUGUUAAGAAAAUAUAGAGGAUUUAGGAUUAAAAUAUAUACUUUUAAUCAAAGCAGAUACCCUAGAAUUAACAGAGAGAGCCUUUUACCGAUGGCCAAUUCAAUCUCGGAAGUUGAUCCUGAAGUAUGGUAUCCUCCUGGUCAUGGGGAUUUUUACGAAUCAUUUUAUAAAUCUGGAUUGUUACAGAAGUUCAUUGAUAUGGGAAGAGAGUAUUGUUUUGUAUCAAAUAUUGAUAAUCUUGGAGCAACAGUUGAUUUAAAUAUACUGAACUUUUUAAUUAAUCACAAAAGAGGAGUAGCUCCUGAAUUUGUUAUGGAAGUAACUGAUAAAACAAAUGCAGAUGUGAAAGGAGGGACUUUGAUUCAGUACGAAGGAAAAUUGAGAUUGUUAGAAAUUGCUCAACUUCCAACCGAACACGUUGAUGACUUUAAAAGUGUAAAGAAAUUUAAAAUUUUCAACACUAAUAAUCUAUGGAUGAGGCUACAAAGUAUCUCAAAGUUAGUUCAAGAAGGUGGUCUUGAUAUGGAAAUAAUCGUAAAUAACAAACAUUUAGAUUACGGUGUAAAUGUCAUUCAGUUAGAAACUGCCGUUGGUGACGCCAUGAAAGAUUUUGAAGGAGCAAUCGGUGUUAAUGUACCGCGCAGCAGAUUUCUUCCUGUCAAGAAGACAUCUGAUCUAUUGUUAGUCAUGAGCAAUUUAUAUCACAUGAAGAAUGGAACUCUCUCUAUGAAUCCCGCCAGACCGUUUCCUUCCGUUCCUUUGGUAAAACUGGGAGACAUUCAUUUUGCUAAGGUAAGAGAUUAUCUUCAAAGAUUUGCAAGCAUUCCUGAUAUGCUGGAACUAGAUCACCUGACCGUUUCGGGCGACGUCACCUUUGGAAAAGGUGUCUCGCUGAAGGGGACAGUCAUCAUCAUUGCAAAUCACGGAGAUAGAAUAGACAUUCCUCCCGGUGCCAUUCUGGAAAACAAAAUUGUCUCGGGAAAUCUAAGAAUUUUGGAUCAUUGAAAAUUUUAUUGGGUUUGCUCAUAAGCUUUGUAUUAUAACCACUGCAACAUUCUACUAACCAAAUUUUUCUAAUGCUGUGAUAUUUUCAUAAAGCAAAAAUGCAUUCUGAGUUUUAUGCUAAGUUUCAGCUUACAUAUUGGAAAUCACACCAUACAUAUGUUGAGAGCUGCUUUGAAAAUAGAUUUCUUAUGUCAAUGAAACACAAACGUUGUGACCAAAAACAUUUGUAUAUUAGAGUGCAAAUGGUGUGAUUUAUUAUAAUAGCAUAAAAUUUACAACAGUAAUUUUCUUUUAUAUUAAUUAACAAAAUCUUAUGUAAAGUUUAAUUUUUACUAAAAGCAUUCUUAUUUUUGAUUGAGGGACCAAUUUAAAAAUAUCAAAUAGUGCUAUAAAGUGCCUUAAUAGAACAGGAACAAUGGACUAAUAAAUCAAAUAUUUGUAAUUGUACAUUUUGUUGAGUAAACACUCUAACAAAAUAGGUGUCUACUGAACCUUAAGUUUGUAUGCUUAUAUGCAUUUUUUUCAAUAAAUGAGAUUUUAAUUUUGGAUCAAAUGGGGCAUCACAUUGAUCAUUACACAUGAAUUCAGCUUAUUUCCAAUGAGGUUUUCUCCAGUUAUAACUGGAGAAAACCUCAUUGGAAAUAUGUAAUAAACUUCUCUAUGAAUUUUGCUUAUAGAGGAUAACUUAUUUAUAUAGCAACAUUCCAUGUCUUUCAGCCAGUUUAUUAAAGAGUAGCAGUCUCCAUUUCUCUUACAAUAAUUUCUGUCCCUUCCAAAGCUAUUUACUUAUCUGGUAAUGAUAUUUAUUCCUCACAAAA
This is a messenger RNA of Centruroides sculpturatus (bark scorpion), 2532 nucleotides long. Its product is annotated as UTP--glucose-1-phosphate uridylyltransferase-like. The coding region runs from base 194 to 1714 and encodes 506 amino acids. Gene Ontology annotation, biological process: UDP-alpha-D-glucose metabolic process; glycogen metabolic process. Gene Ontology annotation, molecular function: UTP:glucose-1-phosphate uridylyltransferase activity. The transcript is spliced from 15 exons. The record is from RefSeq and is a predicted model, not a curated record. Gene Ontology annotation, cellular component: cytoplasm. Lineage: Eukaryota; Metazoa; Arthropoda; Arachnida; Scorpiones; Buthidae.